Messenger RNA from Arachis stenosperma, 1194 nucleotides. RefSeq names its product protein FAR1-RELATED SEQUENCE 5-like. The record is from RefSeq and is a predicted model, not a curated record. The transcript is spliced from 3 exons. Gene Ontology annotation, biological process: regulation of DNA-templated transcription. The coding region runs from base 1 to 1194 and encodes 397 amino acids. NCBI's taxonomy places the organism in Eukaryota, Viridiplantae, Streptophyta, Magnoliopsida, Fabales, Fabaceae.
AUGGAUGAGGAUGACACAAAUGUGGAACCAAUGUUUGAUUAUCACGGCUUUAAUGAAGGGUAUAACAUUGACUCACUCGAAGACAUUGGGAGGAUUGAAUUUUGGAACAUCAGAGACGAAGAUGUAUGUCAUUUUCACUUUUUUUAUAUCGACAUUGCAUUUGAGUUCUACAAUAGAUAUACAAGGACAAUAGGCUUUAGUGCUCGGAAGAACACGACUAGGAAGAGUCAUGUAGGCGUACUUAAGUUGAAGAAUUUUGUAUGUCAUCGUGAAGGAUUUAGACUACAAAAUAAUAAUGACAUUGGAAACUUUAAGAAAAAACCGACACCAGAGACAGAUCAUCCGCUUAUGGAUCCUCGAUUGACUGGAUUGCUUUGUGGGCAUGGAUUCAUGUCCGAGGCUGAUAUUGGCCAUAUUAUUAACAUGAAAAAGGGUGGGAUUAGUGUUGGACAGAUAUAUCGGGCAUUAGCAAAUCAGGCAGGUGGCUACGGGUAUCUCUCUUUCACGCAAAAGGACAUGUACAAUAAAAUAGCAAAGCAGAGGCGCCAAUUACCCGAUGAUGCAUAUGCAACUUUGAAUAGGGCAGAUUACUCAUUAUUUGGCGAUGUGUUGGCUUUUGAUGCUACCUAUAAGAGGAAUAAAUAUAUGUGUCUAUUGGUGGUAUUUUUUGGUGUCAAUCAUCACAAUCAAAUAAUUAUUUUUUCUACUGCUUUAAUUUGUGACGAGGAAAAAGACACAUAUAGGCGGUUGCUACAGCAAAUGAAGCUGGCAAUGAAUGGAAAAGCACCUAUUUCGGUUAUCACGGAUGGUGAUCUAUCAAUGAAGUUUGCCAUUGAGAAAGAGUCUCCUAAUUCACAUCAUAGAUUAUGUGCAUGGCAUCCGAUUCGCAAUGCAACAAGUAAUAUUGGCAAGCUCCAGUUUACCUCCAUAUUUAAAAAGUGUAUGCUAGGCGACUAUGAAAUUGAUGUAUUUCAUCAAAAGUGGUUUGAAAUAGUUGAGGAAUUUGGUGUCGAAAACAAGAGUUGGGUCCUAGAUAUGUAUAAGAAGAGACAUUCAUGGGCAACUACACAUAUAAGAGGGAAGUUUUUUGCUGGUUUUCGGACUACUUCUCGGUGCGAGGGAUUAAACUCAAUCAUUGCAAAGUAUGUCAAUUCAAGGUACAAUCUGGUUGAGUUCAUUCAACACUUUAAUUAA